AUGGAUGAUAAUAAUGAUGAUGCUCCAUUAGAAACGUCAUUUAAGGAAUUUAAGAAAAAGAAAAUAUAUCUAACAGAAAACCUUAAAAGUGUUUAUCAAGACGGUAUUCAAUCGUUGAAACGUAAACAAAAUCGCAAGAGUGACCCUAGAUUUGACCCUAGAGUUGAUGGUAUUUGUUACGUUGAUGAUUGGGAAUUUUUAGAAGAUGAAAGAGCGAAAACCUUAAAAAAACUGAAAAAGAUGCUGCGUCAGAAUUUAGACUCGAACAAACGUAAGGAAGUGACGGAUGCGUUACAUUUGGUAAGACAGCGAAUAGCCACAGCAAAAGAUAGAAAAUUCCGUAAGCAAUUCAUGGAUAAACUGCAGAAGGAACAAAUUGAAAACUUGGAAUCAGGGAGAUCUGUUCGUUUUAUUCCUCGAGGUCUCAUGAAACAAAUUUUCAUUACUUCCGGUCGCAAGCACAAAAUGAUUAUCGACUUAAAUCAAUUGAAUAUAUGGAGUAGAGACACUUGUAUUUGAUAUGGGGAAUGGUAUCGUGCUCACAGCGGAAGGUUACCACCAUUGGUUGAAUUCCGUUCGGGAAUCACAAACUAGAAAAUACCGGUCAUUAAAUGCUUCCUAAUAUGUAUAUGUUCUUCGUAAUACAAACUAUCUUUGAGAAAUAGUUAUGGUUCGUUUCGUUGUCCUAAAACCGC
Messenger RNA from Schistosoma mattheei, 695 nucleotides. Lineage: Eukaryota; Metazoa; Platyhelminthes; Trematoda; Strigeidida; Schistosomatidae. The record is from the annotation of a GenBank genome assembly.